GCGUGCGCGCCGUGAAAGUGUCUCGCGUGGCAUGCGUUCAGUGUCGGCGACUACGGGGCCUGGCGCCUCCCUCGCCCCACCUGCUACCCUACACGUGCUCGGAGCCAGGAGACAGAAGACCGAUCUCCAUGUCGCCGAACCAACGACAACACGAUCGUCCAGCCCUGCACCCAGCUUACGAAGUCAAAGAGCUAAACAGUACAGAGCCAGCUUGCCUGUACGCACGGCUCGACUUCUUCAGCGAUCACGCACACAGACUCCGUCUGACGCAGCGAGUGAUGGAACCGCAUCGCCCGCGCCCGCACCAGCUACGCUACUCCAAGAUGUGGUGGACAUCAAAACGCUGCUGCUACAACUCAAGCGGGUCUUACAGGAGCCCGGGGAGGAGCAUCAUUCGAUGAGUAGUGAAACUCUCGACCCGUUGCUAGCGGCGUGCGCGGAGAGCCCCGCGCGCGGCAACGGGCGCCGCCCCCCCGCCUCGCCGCUGCACCCCGACGCCUGCGCAGAAAUGCGUCGCCAGAUUCUAUAUCUGCAGGGGCAGCUAGAGGAACGUGACCGACUAGUGCGUGUGCUACAACAGCAGAUGCUGCGGAUGGCGGAGAGCCACGAGCCGCGUGUUGACGACACAUGCAACGUCGCCACGCAGACUGACAGGUUGCGGCCGCCGAUGAGCACUGCGCUAACGAGUUCUGAAAAUUCCGGAUUAGUGAGUUGGAAUGAACAAGCUGGCGUGAGGAAGCUGCCGACGUAUAGUGAAGCACAAAAGACUAAGAGACCCACCAACGGGCCAGUGAAAUGCCAGUGCGGUGCGAGGAAAGUGAACGAACAAACCGACGAAACGAGGACAGACAAACGGACAGACGUGCAUCUGAAGACUAACAGUAGAGUCGGAUCUAAAUACCUCCAAGCUUUGGCGAAUAGUGAUACGAACAGACGUUACAUCAAACGAGACUUAUCUGUGGGAGAGAAGACGGAGAGGAAGGUGUCGUUGUACAACAGUCGGUCCCGUUCUAUAGAGAACUUUCAUAACACAAACAAUCAUAUGUACGUGGAGACUGCAACCAGACACGCGAUAAUAGAAGAGAAUACGCUUCUGAAACAUCAUACGUCGUACGGCGAUUUGUAUAACGGCAGAAUCAGCAGUAAGGAGAGUGUGAACGGCAACAGGCACAGUCCCAGUCUGAACGGUCAAUCGACAGAUACAGAUUACAGUUCCGACGGUGGAUACAAAUCUUUGCCGUCAUCUAUCAAUUGCAACGGUUAUUCACCUAAAAAGGUAAGCGGAAUCCCUAGGAGGUCAAUAGAGCAGAAGUUCCUAUCUACCAAGCACGUCAAAGCGAGCGCUAUUUAACACGCCAACUUAUAAACGAUACUCACCUGGACUUAUUUGUGUAGUUCUUAUAUUUAUUUCGUUCAUUUCGAAAAUGAGAUUGGUUAGUCUUAUUUGCUUGUUGACAUACAAAAUGUUCAUGUAUUCGAACAAGCUAGUCAUCAUCGUAGAUUAUACAAAAAUACUGAUCGUUGACUUCAUGUUUACUUUAAUAUUGACGUGUAACUUAAAUUAUAUAUAAUUUAUAUUAUGUUGCACUAUAUUGUUCAGGUUAGUAUCGGUAAGCUUUCUUUGUAUCAAAAUGUGAUAUUUAUUUGGCCAACAAUACAUUUGCUAGAGUCACAUUUGAAGAAUUUGAAGCGAUGUUUGAUUUGUUUGUUUUUGUGACUGGUGUUAUGUUUAUCUGAGUCAAUAUUUCAAUAAAAAGCAUUUAAUUAAUAUCUUAUGAGAUUGAAAAUAUUUAAAAGUUAUAACUCGGAUUCCUCAAAUGUAACAUAUGUCUACGGGUAAUGUUUUGAAUGUUGCAUAUGAAUUGACGUUGUACUGACUCAUAUGAGGUAGCUUUCAAGUUUAUACUUUAAACCAUACGGUAUAGAGUACAAAAUUGAAUAUUUCAUAACGUUAUAAAUAUUGACAGGCUCCGACAUUUCUCUCUUCACAGUAAAAGUUAUCAAAAGAUGCUCCAAAAUUUAUUUUCAUUUGUAAACUAUUAAUGUGAAAUAUAUAAACAGAAUGUCGUUUUGUCUGUCCGAUAUUAUAAAGAGACAGUAUUAGCGUUGUCCCUUCCUUCCUUCCCAGUAUCACAUUGGCAACGCUUCGCAUUUAAUUCCACUCGAUUACUACAUAUAAGCUAAGUUUAUUUGAUGCCAAAUUAAUCGAAUAAUCGUCUCGUUAGUGAAAACAACUUUUCUUUUGACAUGAAACGUAAUGUGUAUACGAUUCUCAAUCAAACACUUCAUAUAUUCCCACUGAUUUCUCUAAAUGCUGUUUAAAUUUACGAUAUAGGUAAAUUUGUUUUUUUUUCUACUAAUACUAAUUUAACUUUAAAAUAUAAAAAAGUUAAAAAAUCAAACACCACCAUAAAAUUAAACAGUAGAUAGACAUCAUAAUUUCUUUUUCGCGAUGCAAUUACGGUGGUAGAAACGGGAUGGUGCUAUGCAGUGUUAGUAGUGUCUCACUUUAAUGUAGAACGUCACCGUUUCUUAAGUUUUGUUUAACUGCCAAUAGAUGGCCGUUUUUGUUUUAAACUAUCGAAUCAAUUAAUUUUAGAUAUCAAAACUAAGUAUUAUUCUUAUUUAUUUCUAAUAACACAGAUAAUAAUAAUAAUACUAUAUAAACUAAAGAGUAUUUCGCUGUCUCAAACCAUUAUUUAAUAUUAAUAAUUAAAGGAACCAGAAAACCAGAAUAUACCAAAUCCCUAAAUUAAUAUGUAGGUAUAUUACUAAUAAUGAAUAUGAAUUAUAUUAAAUAUUAACGCCAUCUAUCGACGGUGAAAACAAAUGAAACCGUAGCUUUCCACCUUUUUCUUGCCCUGUGCGGCAACUUGACAGCGGCGUUUGCAUCGCACUUAUUAUGUAAUAGUAACAUGUCCAGUGGGAAUAGAGGGGAUUUGCUUUGUGCAUUUUUUUUCUUUACUUUAUACAUUGUCCACGUUAAUAUGACUUUCCCGUGUUAGGGCCGACCGGGAACUUAGAAAUCCUUUUUUUAUAACGGGAUCUGUCAACGCGAAAAUUAAAAAACGUUGACACUUCUCCCAGUGAAGAUACUAGAUCUACUAAUAUUUCGUUUGCAAAUUUGUAUACAAACAAACGGACAUAAGUAAAAUUGUUAUUUUAGAUUUUCUAUGGUAGACAAACUAGUAGAUAAAGUUGUAAUAUGUGAUAAGAGUGGCUGUAAGAACUUGUAUUUACGUUUUAUUAAAUAUAUUUAACUUCUUUGUUGUUAACCACCAUAUGUAUUGGAUAUCGCAAAUCCCAUAUUAAUUUAGAAUUGUGUACAAUUAUUUAGAAACAGGUAUCAUAAUAGGUGUUUGUAAUAUAAUCGAAGCAUUUGUAAUUUUAAUGUUCCAAUUUUUUGCAUUUGUUCGAUAAUUAACACACAAUUCAAACUUAAUUAAAUCAUCAUUAAUCUUCCGCAAAGCUUAACUGAGUCCUAUAAUGAUACCUAAAUAUGUAAUUGUAAUAAAUCAUUAAUGAACUCCUGUGUACUUAUGGCUACUUGAUAUCUGUCUAUUCAUUACAUACUGCGCUUUCCUACUUUAGUUUUAAGUUUAAGCCCGUUAGAUUAAUUAAAUAUUAUAUUAAUUUAAACAUUAAAGUUGUUUCAAUAAAUAAUUUUAAUUUUGAAAAGCUCUAUUCAUUUUA
This is a messenger RNA of Diatraea saccharalis (sugarcane borer), 3693 nucleotides long. The record is from the annotation of a GenBank genome assembly. Lineage: Eukaryota; Metazoa; Arthropoda; Insecta; Lepidoptera; Crambidae.